Mirounga angustirostris (Northern elephant seal) is the source of this 5809-nucleotide messenger RNA. RefSeq names its product methylmalonyl-CoA mutase (gene MMUT). The record is from RefSeq and is a predicted model, not a curated record. The transcript is spliced from 13 exons. Gene Ontology annotation, molecular function: methylmalonyl-CoA mutase activity; metal ion binding; cobalamin binding. NCBI's taxonomy places the organism in Eukaryota, Metazoa, Chordata, Mammalia, Carnivora, Phocidae. Gene Ontology annotation, cellular component: cytoplasm; mitochondrion. The coding region runs from base 225 to 2477 and encodes 750 amino acids.
CCACGGGAGCGCGAUGAGAUUGGCUGCAGGGAGGGCGGUGUCGGUCUACGCCCCCUGCCUUCUCCAGCUGGCUUUUGCGCAAGGUCAGUGAGGGCUUCGGCUGUGUGGACCUCUGGCUGUCAGGGCUUGGAGCUCCGAAGCCCAGCCGCCCUCUCCACAGCCGAGGUCAGAGACAGGCCGGCCAGCCAGUUCUUGUUCCUUUUGAGUGUUUUUCAUGGUCCAUCAUGUUGAGGGCUAAGACUCGGCUUCUUUUGCUUUCACCACACCACCUGAAGCAGCUCAAAGAGUCACCAGGAUCCAGGCUUAUAUGGCAGCGACUUCUGCAUCAGCGACAACCCCUUCAUCCAGAAUGGGCUGCCCUGGCUAAAAAGCAGUUGAAAGGCAAAAACCCAGAAGACUUAAUAUGGCACACUCCAGAAGGGAUCUCCAUAAAGCCUUUAUAUUCUAGCAGGGAUACCAAGGACUUCCCUGAAGAACUUCCAGGAGUGAAGCCAUUCACACGUGGACCAUAUCCCACCAUGUACACGUUUAGGCCCUGGACUAUCCGCCAGUAUGCUGGUUUUAGUACUGUGGAAGAAAGCAAUAGGUUCUAUAAAGAUAAUAUUAAGGCUGGUCAGCAGGGAUUAUCAGUUGCUUUUGAUCUGGCCACACAUCGUGGAUAUGAUUCAGACAACCCUCGAGUUCGUGGUGAUGUUGGAAUGGCUGGAGUUGCUAUUGACACCGUGGAAGAUACCAAAAUUCUUUUUGAUGGAAUUCCUUUAGAAAAAAUGUCAGUUUCCAUGACCAUGAAUGGAGCAGUUAUUCCAGUUCUUGCAACUUUUAUAGUAACUGGAGAAGAACAAGGCGUACCUAAAGAGAAACUUACUGGUACAAUCCAGAAUGAUAUACUAAAGGAGUUUAUGGUCAGAAAUACUUAUAUUUUUCCUCCAGAACCAUCCAUGAGAAUUAUUGCUGACAUCUUCCAAUAUACAGCACAGCACAUGCCAAAAUUUAAUUCAAUUUCAAUUAGUGGAUACCAUAUGCAGGAAGCAGGGGCUGAUGCCAUUCUGGAACUGGCCUAUACUAUAGCAGAUGGGUUGGAAUACUGUAGAACUGGACUCCAAGCUGGUCUGACAAUUGAUGAAUUUGCACCAAGGUUGUCUUUCUUCUGGGGAAUUGGGAUGAACUUUUAUAUGGAAAUAGCAAAAAUGAGAGCUGGGAGAAGACUCUGGGCUCACUUAAUAGAGAAAAUGUUUCAGCCUAAAAACUCUAAAUCUCUUCUUCUGAGAGCACAUUGUCAGACAUCAGGAUGGUCACUUACUGAGCAGGAUCCUUACAAUAACAUUAUUCGUACUACAGUAGAAGCAAUGGCAGCAGUGUUUGGAGGGACUCAGUCUUUGCACACAAAUUCUUUUGAUGAAGCCUUGGGUUUGCCAACUGUGAAAAGUGCUCGAAUUGCGAGGAAUACACAAAUCAUUAUUCAAGAAGAAUCUGGGAUUCCCAAAGUGGCUGAUCCUUGGGGAGGUUCUUAUAUGAUGGAAUCUCUCACAAAUGAUGUUUAUGAUGCUGCCUUGAAGCUCAUUGAUGAAAUUGAAGAGAUGGGUGGAAUGGCCAAAGCUGUAGCGGAAGGAAUACCUAAACUUCGAAUUGAAGAAUGUGCUGCCCGAAGGCAAGCAAGAAUAGAUUCUGGUUCUGAAAUAAUUGUUGGAGUAAAUAAGUACCAAUUGGAUAAAGAAGAAUCUGUGGAAGUUCUGGCAAUUGAUAAUACUUCAGUGCGUAACAAACAGAUUGAAAAACUCAAGAAGGUCAAAUGCAGCAGGGAUCAAGAUUUGGCUGAACGGUGUCUAGCUGCACUUACUGAAUGUGCUGCCAGUGGAGAUGGGAAUAUUCUGGCUCUUGCAGUGGAUGCAGCUCGUGCGAGAUGUACAGUUGGAGAAAUCACAGAUGCUAUGAAAAAGGUGUUUGGUGAACAUAAAGCUAAUGAUCGUAUGGUGAGUGGAGCCUAUCGCCAGGAAUUUGGAGAAAGUAAAGAGAUAUCAUAUGCUAUCAAGAGGGUUAAUAAAUUCAUGGAACGUGAAGGUCGCAGACCUCGUCUUCUUGUGGCAAAAAUGGGACAAGAUGGACAUGACAGAGGAGCAAAAGUUAUCGCUACAGGAUUUGCUGACCUUGGUUUUGAUGUGGACAUAGGUCCUCUUUUUCAGACUCCCCGUGAAGUGGCCCAGCAGGCCGUGGAUGCAGAUGUGCAUGCUGUGGGUGUGAGCACACUUGCUGCUGGUCAUAAAACCCUGGUUCCUGAGCUCAUCAAAGAGCUCAACUCCCUGGGACGGCCAGAUAUUCUUGUCAUGUGUGGAGGGGUGAUACCACCACAGGAUUAUGAAUUUCUUUUUGAAGUUGGAGUUUCCAAUGUAUUUGGUCCUGGGACUCGAAUUCCAAAGGCUGCCGUUCAAGUGCUUGAUGAUAUUGAGAAGUGUUUGGAAAAGAAGCAGCAAUCUAUGUAACAUCCUGUUUUUGUGUUAGCUUUUUUCUAAAAUAGUCUUUCAGUGACAAUCAGAGAGUAAAACCAUGUCUUCAAUUUAAUUCAACACUUGAUAUGUGCUUUCUUGAAAGCUUUACAUUAAAAUACCUGACUUAUAAGAAUUUUGUGAUGCUCUAAUUGUAUAUGUACAGUCUUACUUUAAAAAUUUAAAAAACGUAUAUACCCUUAAAAACUUUACAUGUUUAAUACUUCAUCAGAAACUCUAGACAAAGGUAUUAUUUUAUUUUAUUUUUUUAUUUUUUUAAAGAUUUUAUUUAUUUGAGAGAGAGAGAGCUCAUGAGAGGGGGGAGGGUCAGAGGGAGAAGCAGACUCCCUGUUGAGCAGGAAGCCCGAUGUGGGACUCCAGGAUCAUGACCUGAGCCGAAGGCAGUCGCCUAACCAACUGAGCCACCCAGGCGCCCGACAAAGGUAUUAUUUUAAAAAGUCAUAUUUAUUUGAAGUAUUUCUUAUAAAACUAUUUCUAUUUUAAAAAUUAAACUUUACCUAAAAAAAAUCUGGCUAGUCCCAAUUCUUCAGUUUAGCAUUAUAUUGACUUGAGCACCAGAAAACAAAAUCAUAUAUGAACAAAUAAUUACACCUAUCUUGGAAAAAGUAUGAAGAGUAUAGAGAAAUAUAUUAUGGUUGUGAUCUUCAACCAAAUUCUACUGGAAUCACUUCAAUAAGAAUAUUUAAUCAGACCUAAACAUUGGAAUAAGGAAGAAAUGGCAGAAUAUUUCUUCAAAUCUGACUUUACUUUCUUCCUGGGCAUGAGCAUGUGACCUCCUUAUGGCUGGGCUUGGCUCAAGAUCCAGGAGAGUGGGUGUUUAUGAAUAUUCCCUAAAAUGAAAGUAUUAGGUUGUUAAUAUGGCUUUCUCCAGAAUGAUGAUGUAAGUUAGGAGUGUAGAAGGGCUAUGAUACCUGGAAAAGUUAGUGGUAUAACUCAGUCCAAGUCUGAAUACAGGCCUGAGAAGCAAGAGAGCCCAUAGUGUAAAUCAUAGCCUAAGGGCCGGAAAAGGUGAUAUGACAUGCCCCAGAUCAAUUAGUGAGGCAGAAGAUAAAAGGGGUGGAUUCCUCUUUCCUCUGCCUUUUGUUCCAUUCAAACUCUCAACAGGUAGGAUGAUGCUCACAGACACUGGAGUGGGCAAUCUAUUUUACUAAAUCCACUGAUUCAAAUGCUAAUCUCAUCCAGAAGCACCCUAACAGACACACCCGGAAAUAAUACACAAUCAGGGCACCCCGUAGCCAGUCAAGUUGAUUACCUAUCAUAGGUACCUAUGACUUAAAAUUAUCACAGAGCCCUUGUACAUUGCUGGUGGAAAUGUACAGGGCUGUUGCUUCAGGGGAAAAUGAUAGGAUUCCUCAAAAAAAUUGAACAGUUACCAAAUGGCCCAGUAAUUCUCCUAGGUUUAUAUCCAAAAGAACUAAAGUGGGGUCUCACAUAGAUAUUUGUGCACCCAUGUUCAUAGCAGCUUUAUUCACAAUAGCCAAGAGAGAAGUAACCCAAGUGUCCUUUGAAAGAUGAAUGGAUAAAUAAAAUGUGGUAUAUACUUAGAAUACUAUUCAGCCUUAAAAAAGAAGGAAAUUCUGACACAUGCAGCAACAUAGGUAAAACUUGAAGACAAUAUGCUAAGUGAAAUCAGCCAGGCACAAAAGGACAAAUAUGAUUUCAUUUAUAUGAGAUUCCUAGAAUAGUAAAAUUCAUAGAGACAGAAAGUAGAAUAGUGGUUGCCUUGGCCUAGGGAAAGGGAAUGGGACAUUAAGGAAUUGAGUGGUUAUAGCAUUUGAGUUGGAGAAGAUGAAAAGUUCCAGAGAUGGAUGGUGGUGAUGGUUGUUCAGCAGUAUGAAUGAACUUAGAGCUGCAGAACUGCACACUUAAAAAUGGUAAAUAAGGUAAAUUUUAUGUUACAGGUAUUUUACCACAAUAAAAGUAUUUAGGACAGUCUUGACAGGUAGUAUUUAUUUUAUAAAUGCUAUUAAUAUUGUUACUGUAUUAUUACAAUUGUUGAAAAAGAAUGAAUGGGAAGGCAGAAAACUGGGAAGGUGGGCAGGAGCCAGGUUAUGUACAGAGGCAAGUUAAGGGAUUUGUACUUCAUCCUGAAGAUAAGGACAGAAUCAUAAAAGGGUUUUCACUAUGGAAAUAAUCUGAUAAGAUUUAUAUUUAGCACAACAGCUGUGUGGAACAUGCCUUUUAAUGGGGCAAGACUGGCAAUGAGAGGACUGUUAGAAUAAUGUAUUAGAGAAAUUCUCUUAUCUAAACUUUCCUGUCCUGGUGCUACUCAGAGAUGACAAACAUGGAGAGGAUCAGAUCUUAUUUUGGGAGACUGAAUUGACAGAAUCUGUCUUGUAUCUUUAAAAAAAAAAAAAAGGCUCUUGAUCCUUGGGUAUUCACUGUGUAGAAUCUCCUAUAUCCCCUCACCUAUUUUGGCUGUUCUUUUGUGGGCCGUUUUUGAUGGGCAGUGAUUUUGAGACUGGAUAUACUGGCAUAAUGUCAAAAUCGGGGAAGGGUAAAAUUAUGGGAUUUGUUUUCCAGUGAUCCUUCUGUCAAUACUAGAGUUUUUCUGGCUUUGGAAGCAUAUUAGGAUGAUGUGUUUAGGGUACCAUGAAGACAUCAAAAUCCUUUCCCUGCAACUUAAUGGAAAUAUCAGUGUUAUAUAAAUAUUAUCAUAGUAUAGGAAGUAGAGGAGAGCUUUGAAGAGGCUUCCUUUCCAAACAAAACCUGCUCGAAAGUAGAAAAAUUAAAGCAACAAAACCAAAGAAACAGGAUGAUUUAUUCCUCUGAUUUCCAUUUCAGGGAGGGGGGAUUCAUACAACGGAGGGGAGAGCUGAGGGGGUUGUUAAAUAGCUCUAGGUCUAUCUACCCACAGAAAAGGUUAUGCCAUGGGUCCCUGCCGCCCUCCACUAGCAUCUUUAAAUUCCUAUCCACUUCAUACUACUCAAAAUUUUUCCUUUACAAAAAAAAAAAAAAGUAUCUAAUAAAACCAUUUAUGUUAAGAGACUGCUAAUGUAGAAGAUGUUUAUUUUACCAGGUAUAUUUUUAUUUUAAAUGCGGGAAAAAACUUAUCAAAGUGAUGAAUAUGUAAAUAUGCUUAUUGCUAUCUGGUAGACACCGUAAAAAUGAUGUUGAUGAUGGUAACAAUUAAUGUUAUUUCUACCAAUAGGCAAAUCCCGACUCCAUUUCUGAAGAAUUAUGACCCAUCCUUUAGGUCAUUAGGCAAAAAUUUGUGCCUAACAUUAUGAAAAAUUCAGCAUUCAAAAAUAUUUUCAAAGAAAAAUCAUUUUGGUUUUCCUGAAUAAACAUAAUGCUAUUGUUUUGUU